This is a messenger RNA of Protomyces lactucae-debilis, 1851 nucleotides long. RefSeq lists its product as uncharacterized. The transcript has a single exon. Lineage: Eukaryota; Fungi; Ascomycota; Taphrinomycetes; Taphrinales; Protomycetaceae. The record is from RefSeq and is a predicted model, not a curated record. The coding region runs from base 1 to 1851 and encodes 616 amino acids.
AUGAUCAGCUCCCUGCGACUCGGCGACAGGACCAACAGCGCGUCCAGCGUUCCAAACACCCAACAACCCAGCAGCACAGCAAGCGGUACCAACUCACCCAAUGCCGCUUCACCGGCCACGACACCCAUGGCCCUCUAUCAUUCAAGUGCAAGCACACCACAACUUCAGCGAUACGGUGCCGGUGGCUCUGCCACCACGUCGCGUGCAAAUUCAAGAAAUCGAUCAUUGGAACGUGAGCGAGAACGUCUUGAAAAGCAAGAUGCGCUACGCAUUGGAUUGGAUCAGUGUUACGCGUAUCGAUCACUGGAUAGAGUUGCGGGAAAGGUCAAUUACUCUGGUCAUGUAUGUGAACGCGUCAAGAUCCAUUUGACGGGAACGAGUUACCUCUACCAUGCUAAAUUCAUCAAUGGCAGUUAUCGCAACGUCGAGAAGCAAUGGGAGUUUCUCAAGCUGACGCAAAAGAUUGUCAUUGCGAGUGAGGGUGUACCUGAAGCGAGGUUUUCCUUCAGGCUGCCUGAUGCGCUGCUGGAAACAUUAUGUCCACUCAAGGAUCCGUUUCAUUUACUGCUGCCGCCAACGAUGGGAUGUCGCAGAACGGAUGGCUUGGAUGACUUGUCACCGAAAGAUCCGCUCAACGCCAAGAUCGAGUACCGCAUCAAAGUUGAGCUCUUUCGUGAUGGAGAAAUCAUCAAGACGUUCAGCACACCCUUCAGUGUGGCUCCGCGUCAUUUUGCCUCUCCUAACGCCAUGAACCCACCACCAGAGUACGAUGCUGCAGUCAAGGAGACUGUGGAUGUCACGCGUUCCUUGGGUGGUACGAUUGGACAGAUGCUGCUACAUCUCCCUUCACCGCCAGCAUUGCUCAGCAGUCUCGAAGAGCAUCAAAUGACCACUGCAUUUACCAUGAACCUCGAGUUUCACAGUAUCACCAGCUCGCCUCCCAAAAUCACAGGUCUCGGCAUCAAACUGCAAGCGAUCACGCGAUCACGUAUGGAACAUGCACUUGAAGAUGGUGGCGUGGAAGAUGUCAAACGUAUGACGGAAUUGCGCCUCAAUCGACUCUGCUUCUCAAAGAAUCAUGGACCAGCUUGGUCACCCCUUCGACCGGGUGUUUGGCAAUGCGCCUUUGAAUGUCCCGUCACGCUCUGUCCGAAGGGUUACGUGGCGUGUCCUGAAUUUGAGAGUUGCUUGAUUGAGCGUAAUUAUCGCUUGAACCUCAAACUGGAGCUUGUCCCAGCACACGGAUUACCCUUAUCUGAAGUGCGCUUUAUUAUUCCCGCAUGGAUCAUGGCAGAUGAGUACUAUGGGUUGCCCUCAGAAUCCGGUGUCCCCAUCAAGGAACGGAAACGAUUCAGUGUUCCCUCUGACAUGCAUGAUGAGGUUCCUGGAUCCUUACCAAAUUACGAAGACAUGUACUUAUCCAAUGUCGCACCCACUGCAACGAACCCCGACGUUAUUGGAAAUCUAGGAACCCAUGCGGCGCCAUUCAGGUUUACCGGCAGAGAACCCGAUUACUUCGCUCGUGGCAGAACACGACCUGCUCCAACGGCGCCCAUUGCAUUGGGUGGUGCAGGAAGUAGUCAUGCUGGUACAUCCAGUUCAACAAUUCCAAGUAGUCAUGGUGGUCGAACCAGUACCACCAUUGCUCGUCGUGCACGCGCUGCUAAUCCUCGUGGUGCUGGUGUUUCACAAACGCUCGAAGGUCUCGCCAUUGAUGAUGAAGCGGAGCAACCAACGGGAGAGAGAGAUCCAGCAUGGUUGAUUAAAGAGCGGGCACGCGAUACAGAGAGCAGAAGUCGAAGGCAGAGUGCACAUGAGACGGAGGGACCUAAUACGGACGCAGUGCAGUAG